AUGGAGGCCGGCCAUAUAUUACUCGGGAGACCAUGGCAGUAUGACCAGAGGGCAGUACACGAUGGCUUCACCAACAAACAUUCCUUCAAGUUCAAGGGCCGGAAGGUUACUCUUGCACCCUUAUCUUUCCGCGAAGUUUACUUGGACCAACUUAGACUUGAGCAGAACAGCAAGGGAAAAUCCAUUGUGAGUGAUCUUCCAAACACCUCUUUCACUAAAUCUGAGAGUGAGAGUCUGAGAAAAACCCAGCAAAUGGCCUUUGAGAGUGAACCCGGCAGUUCAAACCAUUCAUUAUUUGUGAGGCCGAGUGAGAUUAAACACGCCUUGCUUUCUAGGCAGCCUUUCAUUCUUCUAUUGUUUAAGGAUGCUUUGACUAGUAUCUCUGACCCAGAGCCGGUUCUUCCGAGCAGUAUUUCAUAUGUUUGGCAAGAAUUUUCCGAUGUGUUCCCGGAAGACAACCCAGACGGCUUACCACCGAUCCGAGGGAUCGAACAUCAGAUUGAUUUUCUACCUAGAGCCUCAUUACCGAACCGGCCAGCUUACAAAACCAAUCCACUUGAAACAAAGGAGCUUCAGAAGCAGGUUGGCGAGCUUAUGGAGAAAGGCUACAUCCGAGAAAGCAUGAGUCCAUGUGCGGUACCCGUUUUGCUUGUGCCGAAAAAAGACGGAACCUAG
Messenger RNA from Eutrema salsugineum, 675 nucleotides. RefSeq lists its product as uncharacterized. The record is from RefSeq and is a predicted model, not a curated record. The transcript has a single exon. Bases 1 to 675 code for a protein of 224 amino acids. Lineage: Eukaryota; Viridiplantae; Streptophyta; Magnoliopsida; Brassicales; Brassicaceae.